UCCGAUUUAAUCUCACUUGUUGGAGUGAAUUCGACCAAUUCCCUUCGGGUGUUCUGCCAGUUGUUAAUCGAAAGUGAGAGUGUUCACAUCUUCACUCGUCUUGUGUUGUUUAUUUGUUUUUGUUAUCUCAAAGAAGUUCGGUCAGUAAUCGAUAUCAUGUUCCGGAUAUUAUCAAGAGUAUCUUUUCGGGGGAACCUGGCCACCAGUCAACAACGAUCGAUAUCGACGGGAUCGAUUCGAUUGGCCGCCGCCGCUUCAAAUCAGGAACCUAGCAAGACAGCCCUAUACGAGUUCCACAAAUCGCACGGUGGAAAGUUGGUCGAUUUUGCCGGUUACUGGUUGCCAGUUCAGUACAGCGACCUGAGCAUCAUUAAGUCUCAUCUCUACACCCGAGAGUACGGAUCGAUCUUCGACGUGUCGCACAUGCUGCAGACGUAUUUGCGAGGCAGGGAUGUAAUCAGUUGCUUUGAAUCGAUUUGUACGGCUGACAUCAAGAGCCUGAAGGAUGGAACCGGAUCGUUGACGGUAUUUACCAAUAGCCAGGGAGGUAUUCUGGAUGAUUUGAUUGUGAAUCGGGUUUCGGCGGAUACUUUGUACGUGGUUUCGAAUGCUUCCCGAAAGGAUGUGGAUAUGGCUAACAUGUCAGCGGCCGUUGCCGCCUUCCGUGCCCAAGGAAAGGAUGUCUCGGUAGAAUUCCUGCCAAGUGAUGAACAGUCGUUGUUGGCCAUUCAGGGACCCCAAGCUGUAUCAGUUCUGAAAAAACUUUGCACUAAAAACCUCGAUCAGCUGUACUUCAUGAACACAACAACCGAUACGAUUGCCGGAGUUGAGGGAUGCCGCAUAACUCGAUGCGGAUACACCGGAGAAGAUGGAGUAGAGGUGUCCAUUCCAUCUGCCAAGGUUUCAGAAGUUGCUUCCGCUUUGCUGGAUCCUAAAAUAGGGAACCUAAAGCUAGCUGGCUUGGGAGCUCGAGAUUCGCUGCGAAUGGAAGCCGGUCUGUGUUUGUAUGGGAAUGAUAUUGAUGAGUCUACAACUCCAGUGGAAGCUGCUUUACUUUGGUUGGUGGCAAAACAACGACGGGCAGAGAAUAACUUCCCGGGAUCGGAUGUGAUUCUGAAGCAGAUCAAAAACGGUGUUACGAGAAGGAGAGUCGGAUUCAAGAUGGUAGCUGGAUCUGCUCCUGCCCGGCAUCAUGUAGAGAUCUACGACAACGAGCAACAUAAAAUCGGUGAAGUAACCAGUGGUUGCCCGAGUCCAUGUUUGCAACAGAACAUCGCCAUGGGCUACAUCCGGGAAGUUUCAAAAAAGAUCGGAACGGAAGUUUCAUUUAAGGUUCGAGACAAGUUCUAUCACAGUCAUGUGGCGAAAAUGCCCUUCGUUCAGACACAUUAUUAUCAACCGCCGAAAUAAAUGUUGAAACCUUUUA
This is a messenger RNA of Uranotaenia lowii, 1426 nucleotides long. Its product is annotated as aminomethyltransferase, mitochondrial-like. The record is from RefSeq and is a predicted model, not a curated record. The coding region runs from base 157 to 1410 and encodes 417 amino acids. NCBI's taxonomy places the organism in Eukaryota, Metazoa, Arthropoda, Insecta, Diptera, Culicidae. Gene Ontology annotation, cellular component: mitochondrion. The transcript is spliced from 3 exons. Gene Ontology annotation, molecular function: aminomethyltransferase activity; protein binding. Gene Ontology annotation, biological process: glycine catabolic process.